AAAGGAAAUCUCGUUUUUGAAAGAGAGAGAGAGGAAAGUUGCGUUUGAGCUCUCCCGGAUUUCCACCUGACUGCUCGGGAAGCGGGACACUGGGCACAGGCACAAUGUUGAGUUUGGGGAGCGGAGGAGCGAAAUCUAAUAAACCGUCAUUUGUGUCUUACGUUACUCCUGAGGAAAUAAAAUUGGAGAAAGACCCACCAAAAGAAGAGAAACAUCCUGAUUUGCUACCAGGGGAAGUUGUGUUUUGCAGUGCAAACCCCAUCCUCAAAUAUACUCAAGAUGACCUCUCCCAGCGUGGCGUCUUUGGCACAUUGUUCUGCACCAAUUUUCGCGUUACGUUCAUUAGUGAUGAGAUCUCGCAGGAAGAGACCGCCAAGAAAUUCAAGAACAAACUCUACGGAGAAAAUGACAUUCCAUUAAUGUGUGUGGAUCACAUCUAUGGUGUUUAUGAUGAAAAGAGGAAGCUGAUAACAGGAGGCCUUGUGAAGAACAAAUGCCCAUCUAAAAUGAUAAUUCACUGUAAAGAUCUACGAAUGUUUCAGUUCUGCCUGACAUACACCAAGGAGGAAGAUGCUAGAAAGAUCUUUCAAGGUAUUGCACACCAUUGUUUGGAGGAGAAAUCUCUGAAGUGUGUCUUUGCCUUUUCAUAUGAGGGGACAACCAGCCCAGACAUGCAGAGGAAACACGAGACAAUUAUGUUCGACGCACCAGAGGACUGGACACAGGAAAUGAAACGGACCAAGUCGAAUUGUAGAUUAGUUACUGAAAAUGAGAACUUUGAAAUCUCGACGAGGUUACCAAAGUACUUUGUCAUUCCAUCAGCCCUAGAUGACUUAGUCAGCCACCAAGGAAAAGGAUUACCUGUCUGGUGCUGGUCCCAUCACAGUGGUUGUGCCCUGUUCAAAGCAUCUUUCCCACCUGUGGCACAGGAAGACGGGGAUUUCCAGAAGCACUUGGAUACAAUGAUAAAUGCAGUCGCACAUAAUUAUCUUUACUCUGUAAAAACAGAGGACCUCUCAGAAUCACUUCCUACUAUACAAGACAUCCAGCAGUCUUAUAACAAGUUCAAACUGUUUUUUCUUAUCGAUAAUUCAACAGAUUUUUGGAUGUCAGAUGUGAAGUGGUUCUCUUCGCUUGAAAGCUCAGGUUGGCUAGAUAUUAUCAGACAGUGUCUCCUAAAAGCAGUAGAGGUGGUUGAAUGUCUUGAAAAAGACAACACAAACGUCCUUAUAACAGAGGAAGAGGGGACAGAUCUUUGCUGUGUGAUUUCCAGUCUGGCUCAGAUAAUGCUGGACCCUUAUUACAGGACACUUACAGGUUUCCAGAGUCUGGUGCAGAAAGAGUGGGUGGCUGGUUGCCAUGCUUUCCUGGAUCGAUGUAAUCACCUCCAUCAGAAAGACAGAGAUUGUCAGUCUCCGGUCUUCCUACUGUUCCUCGAGUGCGUGUGGCAGCUUGUUCACCAGCACACCCCAGCCUUCCAGUUCUCUGAGACUUACCUAACAGUGCUGUCCGACAGUAUACAUGUGCCAGUAUUCAGCACUUUCCUGUUCAAUUCUCCCCAUCACAGGGAAAGUGUUAUGAAGGUUGAGUCGCCACUAGCACAAAGCGGCCCAUUGAACUGUCCUUCAGUGUGGGACUGGUCUCUGCAGUUUGACAGCAAGGCCCAGAAUUUCUUCCUGAACCCCCUGUACUCGGAGAAAGUGAAACACGUUGUCCGCAGAAUUCACAAGCCCAAGCACCAAAGACAGUUAUCUUUACCCUGCUCAGCCUUUAAAACUCCACCCAAGAAAGGUUUCUUUAAGGAUGAGACCGACAGCCUUAAAAAGAUGUUGCAAAUUAAACGUAUCAGUCGCUGGAUGGGCUCCCCUGACUCUCCCAUGGUGUCCUCCCGCGAGUUCUACGAGUCCUGGCAACGGCGUCCUCUGGACUAUCACAGCCUCCUGCUUCCCUGUCUGGAUGGACCGGCUAUUCGCCUCUGGAUGCAGCGCUACCUGCGUUGGAUACCUGAGGUUAACAUCCUGGGCGGUGGAUCUGUGGCCAUCACAAGCAAGCUUAUGGAACUCCUAAGUCAGGUGCAGGAUUUAAAACGCGCGCUGGAGCAAAGAGACCCAUCGCAAGCAGCUAAACUCGAUCAUCGCUUGCACCUUCAGCACAGGCCGCUGUCAUUUGGCUCAUCUGGACAUAUGUCGUCGUUUCCCUUUGCUUACAACCGCAGCCGAUCUUUCAUGCCUAUAAUUCCUACAGGUAUGCUGCAAAGCAUUGUGUUAAAUGACAACUUGGCCAUUCAGGAGGAUGAGGUUGUUAGUUUGGUUUAACAGGAAAUGUUAUUGGUGAAUACCGGAUAAUAGUGGCCUUGUCAGAUUAAAAAUGCUGAUGGUGCUAAGAGGGUCUUUUUGUAAAGUAAUAUAUGCCUUUUUUCCAAACCAAAUGUGCCCUACUGUACUCAAAGCAUUACAUGAGAUGUUAAAUACAGGAUAAUAGUGGCCUUGUCAGAUUAAAAAUGCUGAUGGUGCUACGAAGGUCUUUUUGUAAAGUAAUGUAUGCCUUUUUUUCAAACCAAAUGUGCCCUACUGUACUCAAAGCAUUACAUGAGCCACACAGGAUUUAAGCUUUUUUAUUAUUUUUGCACAUUUUCCAUCUGUAUCUUAGGGAAACAUCACCAUGCAUUUUCCUUUUUAGACCUUCACAAAACAGGAACAGGAUAUAGCUCUCAACUUCCAGCUCUUCCACUGAGACGCUUCUUGCAUAGCACAGUGUUACAUUAUACUUUUUUAUUACCAAGUAAUAUUUGUCACAUUUAACACAUUUUUUGACAUGUAAAGGAAGUUCGUCCUUGUUUUUUUGUCUGACAUCUAAUAGCUCUGGCUAAAACUGCACUAAAAUAUGUUUGAUGUCUUCUUAACUUAAACACACUUGUCUAUCUUGUACACAUUUUCUACAUACCACUACCAAUCUGAAAGUUAUAAUAAGCGAUACAUUCAGUAUUAUGAAUGAGAUAAGAAAUUGUAAGUAUGAUGCCAUCUACAGUUACAUGAUUGUAACUGCAUUCAUCUACUUCCUACUUCUAUUUGGAAAUGAAAAACAAAAAUCAGAUAUUCAACUGAUGUGGUCCUAUUGUCGUAUAAAUGUUUUCCCAUA
Molecule: messenger RNA, 3138 nt
Organism: Paramisgurnus dabryanus
Lineage: Eukaryota; Metazoa; Chordata; Actinopteri; Cypriniformes; Cobitidae
Gene: mtmr12
Product: myotubularin related protein 12
Biological process (GO): phosphatidylinositol dephosphorylation
Cellular component (GO): cytoplasm; membrane
Source: RefSeq, a predicted model, not a curated record